AUGGGACUCCGCCUCCUCGCGACGACGCUGGCGCUGGCGACCGCCAAGCAGCUGCCGUCCUGCGGCGCCUGGCAGCCGACGGGCCCGGUGGGCGGCCACUACAACACGAGCGCGGACCUCUCGGGCGCGAAGCUCAACGUGCACCUCGUGCCCCACACGCACGACGACCCGGGCUGGCUCCGCACCGUCGACGAGUACUACACGGAGGAGGUCGACUACAUCCUCGAGUCGGUCAUCACCGAGCUGCUCAAGAACCCGACCCGGCGCUUCAUGUACGUCGAGCAGUCGUUCUUCCAGCGCUGGUGGCGCGAGCAGACGCACGAGAUGAAGACGAUCGUCAAGAAGCUCGUGAAAGAAGGUCGCUUCGACUUGUCGGUCAACGGCGGCUGGGUCAUGCACGACGAAGCGACCUGCCACUACUCGGUCAUGGUCGACCAGACGGCGCUCGGCCACGCCUUCUUGCUCCACGAGUUUGGCGUCAAGCCGCGCAUUGGGUGGCAGAUCGAUCCGUUCGGGCACUCGUCGACGCAAGGCUCGCUCCUCUCAGCCGGCGUCAACUUUGACGCGCUCUACUUUGCGCGCAUUGACUACCAAGACUACGAGAAGCGCAAGGCCAACAAGGACCUCGCCGUCGCCGUCGCGCGGCGAAAGAUCUUUACGGGCAUGAUCCAGGACGGCUACGGCGCGCCCCGCGAAUUCCAGUUUGAGGAAAACGCGCCCAUCAAGGACGACCCGUACCUCCACGACUUCAACGUGUGCAACGAGGUCAAGAUGUUUGUUGAGCAGAGCCUCGAGCGUGCCAAGCACACCAAAGGCAACCAUAUCUUUUGGCCGAUGGGCACGGAUUUCACGUACCAGAACGGCCUCAAGUGGUUCAAAAACAUGGACAAGCUCAUCCACUACGCCAACCAGGAAGGCCGCGUGAACGUCUUCUACUCGACCCUCGGCCACUACACGGACCUCAAGCUCGCUGACAAGUCGCUGCAGUGGUCGACCAAGACGGACGACUUCUUCCCGUACGCCGACCGCGCGUUCGCCUACUGGACGGGCUACUUUACGAGUCGCCCGGGCCUCAAGCGCUAUGCGCGCGUUGCCAACGGCAUCCUCCAGACCAUGCGCCAGCUUGAAGUGCACUCGGCGACGUCGUCCAAGCUCAUGCAUUUGACGGCGAGCGUUGGCGUCACGCAGCACCACGAUGGUAUCACGGGCACGGAGAAGCAGCACGUCUCGAACGACUACGCCCAGCGGCUCUCGGAAGGCCUCGCAUCCGCCGAGACGCAGCUGAAUCAUCUCCUCGGCGCUUCGAAAUCGCCUUUUGCAACCUGUCUUUUGGCCAACGUGAGCCUCUGCGAACCUACGACGUCGGCGGCCGAGACCUUCGAGGUCGUCGUGUACAACCCGCUGCCGUUCGCGCACACGUUCGGUGUCUCGCUGCCGAUUGAUACGCCGAGCGCAGACGUCGCGCUUGCAUCGACGAACGCGCAAGUUCCGUCGACGGUCGUGCCGUACGUGCCCGUGCAUGUGGACGCCGAGGCCGCGCCGCACACGCUGCUCUUGCAGGCCGACGUGCCGGCGCUGAGCCUUCAGCGCUUCCGCGUGACCAAGACCAAGGCGGCAACGACGUCGACGGCGGCCGACGUCUCGACGCUCGAGAACGACCACAUCAAGGCCACGUUGGAUGUGACCAAGGGCAGUCUGGCGAGUCUUUUGGACAAGGCGACCCAGACGCAGGUCUCGAUGGCGACCAAGUUUGGCUACUACCAGUCGUACUCGAACGGUGACGACGUCAACUCGGGCGCGUACAUCUUCCGCCCCAACACGAGCACGCUCCAUGACUUUCCUUCCGUGUCGAGCCAUGGCUGUGACGUCGUGCCGCUGCUCCAGUCGUGCUGGUUCCGCUUUGGCAACAUGGGCGUCCUCAGCUACCAGCUCCGACCGUGGGACACGUCGCUCGUGGUCGAGUGGACGGUGGGUCCGAUCCCGAUCGACGACCACCAAGGCAAGGAAGUGAUUCUGCGCUUCGACUCGAACGUGGCCUCGAACAAACGCUGGUACACGGACUCGAACGGGCUCGAGUACGUGGAGCGCGUCCGCGACUUUCGCGAAACGUGGAACCUCACGCUGCACAACGACGAGGAGCAUGUGGCUGCCAACUACGUGCCCAUCACGACCGGCGCCUACCUCCGCGACGACAAAGUCCAGCUCAACGUCCUCACAGACCGCGCCCAGGGCUGCGCGAGCCUCAAAGAUGGUCAACUGGAUGUGAUGGUGCACCGCCGCCUGCUUGGUGACGACCACCGCGGUGUCGACGAGGCGCUCAACGAGACCGAAACGAUUCAACUGACCAACAACCAGCCGCGCAUCCAAGGCCUCACGGUCCGCGGUCAGUUUUAUCUGAGCGUUGGACCGCAUGAAGCAGCGAUCGAACGUCUGCGCACGACGACGUAUGCGCAGUUUGUCCCGCCGCUCGUGGCCCUCCGCGCCGGCUCGGGUGGCUUUGUCGAGAUGAAGCCGCUUGGCGACCUCAAGUGGCCGGCCAACAUUGGUCUCACGGCGCUCCACUGGGCACACCCGCACUGCCGCCUCGUGCGUCUGAGCCACCUCUUUGCCAUUCACGAGCACUCGGAGUGGUCCAAACCGGCGUCCGUGGAUCUGCUCCAGCUUGUGCCUGGCGCAGAGCAUGUCGUGGUGAAGGAGCUCACGCUCUCGGCCAACGCAGUCAAGGGGCCGUCGCCGACGACUGUGACGCUCCAGCCCAUGCAGGUCAAGUCGUUUGAGCUCUGCGUGGAAGGCAAGCGUGCCCCGGUGUACGACGCUGGCCGCGCGUCGCUGGUCGACAGUCUCGACUUUUAG
This is a messenger RNA of Saprolegnia parasitica CBS 223.65, 2853 nucleotides long. RefSeq lists its product as hypothetical. Gene Ontology annotation, biological process: mannose metabolic process. Gene Ontology annotation, molecular function: alpha-mannosidase activity; carbohydrate binding. The transcript has 12 exons. The coding region runs from base 1 to 2853 and encodes 950 amino acids. The record is from RefSeq and is a predicted model, not a curated record. NCBI's taxonomy places the organism in Eukaryota, Oomycota, Saprolegniomycetes, Saprolegniales, Saprolegniaceae.